UUGUGCGAUGUUAUUUUAAAAAUAGGACUAGAGAAAUUUAGAGCUCACAAAGUCGUAUUAGCUUCAGUUAGUGCCUACUUUUUUGCCAUGUUCAACGGCGAAAUGAAAGAACAGACACAAACCGAAAUUGCGAUUUAUGACAUGGAUCCGACCGCGAUGGACUUGCUAUUGGACUAUGCCUAUACGGGCCAGCUUACGAUUACUGCGGACAAUGUCAACGUUCUUCUGCCAGCCAGCAGCAUGCUUCAACUGCAAGAAGUGCGAGAGGCCUGUUGGCGGUUUCUGCUCAAGCAGUUGCAUCCCACAAAUUGUCUGGGGAUCAGAAGUUUUGCAGACACGCAUUCUUGCAAAGAGCUUCACCUCAAGUCGCACGCCUACGCUCUGCAGAACUUUCAGCAAGUGGUAAAUACCGAAGAGUUCCUGCUGCUGCCAUUUGAGCAAGUCCAAGAGCUGAUUUCCAACAGCCAGCUGAAUAUCUCAUCUGAAGAAGACGUCUUCACUGGCGUUCUCAACUGGGUCAAGCACAACUUGUUGGAGCGCGAAAAAUACAUUUCGCAGCUGAUGGUGCAUGUGCGAUUGCCCUUGGUAAAUAGAGAGUUUUUGAUAAACAAAGUGGACAACGAGAGGCUGCUGAAAGACCACAGUGAGUGCAGGGAGCUGCUUAUUGAAGCCAUGCGGUAUCAUUUGUCACCGGAGCAACGAUGUUGCUUAUCCAACACCAGAACUACGGACAGGAAGCCCAAAGGGGCCAAUCCAUAUAUUUAUGCAAUCGGGGGAAGUUCCCUGUUUGCAAUACAUACCGAAUGCGAAGUUUACAAUCCAAAGACCGAUUUGUGGCAUAACAUAGCGCCAAUGCAGUGGCGCCGGUCACGUACGGGAGUGGUAGGGUUGCGUCGUCUGCUCUACGUCGUUGGAGGGUACGAUGGCGCUACAGAUUUGGCUUCAGCCGAAUGCUACAACCCGCUGACCAAUACGUGGUCCAACGUUACUCCAAUGGGCACUAAACGGUCCUCCCUGGGUGUUUGCACCUUUGACGGCUUGAUUUACGUGUGUGGGGGUUACGAUGGAGCUUCCUGUUUGACCUCUGUGGAAAGGUUGGAUCCUCUGACUGGAAUUUGGAGCAGCUGCCCGGCCAUGAACACCAGACGACGCUACUGUCGGAGUGCUGUAGUAGAAAAUGCGAUUUAUGCCGUGGGAGGUUUCGACUCAACCACUUACCAAGCCUCCGUGGAAAAGUUCGAUCCCCGAGAGGGAAAAUGGCAAUCAAUUCCUUCGAUGUCCAUGAGAAGAUCCAGUUGCGGAGUCGGGGCAUUAGAUGGGUAUCUGUACUGUAUCGGAGGAGGUGACGGAACGGUGUGUAUGAGUAGCGGCGAGCGACUGGAUAUCAGGAGAAUGGCAUGGGAGCCGAUUUCCAAUAUGAAUAGCCGCAGGGCCACUCAUGAUGUGGUGUCCAUCAGGGACUAUUUAUUCGCAGUAGGAGGUACGGAUGGAAGCUCCAGUGUGACUACUAUGGAAGCAUAUGAGGCCAAAUCCAACAAGUGGAUUUCAGUGAAGAGCAUGUCUUAUAGAAGAGGCUCAAUAGGAGCGGCGGUGUUGGACUGCAUUAAUCUAGAACAAGUUUUAAAGCAAACUCGAAUACUCAGUUGAUCGGUCGAAGAGGGUGAGGAACUUUGGUAUACCAGACGUGACUGUCAUAUGCUAGAUAUAUUCGCAAAUCAUCAAUUCUUCCUUGUUCGAAUCCAAUUUUCGCUUUUGAGGUUUAAACCAGACAGUCAUUUUUUCUUGUGUUAUAGAUAAAAUAAUGUUAUUAUUUUAUAUAGAAAACAAAAAACGAUAUUUAUAUAACUUAAUAGCAAAUAUAGGUACAUGAGGUACAUCUGUGAUAAAGAAGUAUUCAAAUAUACCUCCUCGUUAAGGGAAUUAAUGCAUGGAUUAUACCAGAGACAAGGGAGACUAUUCUGUCUCUGGUCAUACUGUUACGCAAAAUAUUUCUUUUACUGUCCUGUAAGAUGACUUUUUGAUACACUUUUAAUGCGCUACUAUUGUCUAUCAUUAUACACACGUUGUUAAAAAUACAUUAUAUGUUGCUUAUUACCGUCCAAGCGAAU
Molecule: messenger RNA, 2108 nt
Organism: Dendroctonus ponderosae (mountain pine beetle)
Lineage: Eukaryota; Metazoa; Arthropoda; Insecta; Coleoptera; Curculionidae
Product: kelch-like protein 17
Molecular function (GO): protein binding
Source: RefSeq, a predicted model, not a curated record